Messenger RNA from Suncus etruscus (white-toothed pygmy shrew), 708 nucleotides. RefSeq names its product carbonic anhydrase 6-like. Bases 1 to 708 code for a protein of 235 amino acids. Gene Ontology annotation, molecular function: carbonate dehydratase activity; zinc ion binding. NCBI's taxonomy places the organism in Eukaryota, Metazoa, Chordata, Mammalia, Eulipotyphla, Soricidae. The record is from RefSeq and is a predicted model, not a curated record. The transcript has 7 exons.
AUGCGCGUGAAGAUUUCCAAUGGCCAAGACUACGCGGCCCUGCAGAUGCAUUUCCACUGGGGCAACUAUUCCUCAGAGAUCAGCGGCUCCGAGCACACAGUGGACGGCAAGAGGCAUGUGGCUGAGGUGCAGGUGGUUCACUACAAUACAAAAUACAGAACCAUGCAGAAUGCAAGAAAUGCCUCCGACGGGAUGUUGGUGCUCUCCGCAUUCAUCAAGGUCAUAGAAGACACUGAAAACACUUAUUACAGCAACUUUAUCGAUCACCUGAAGAACAUCAGAUACUCAGGACAAAGCACAAGUCUGACCAUGAUUGGUGUCAGGGACAUGCUGCCCCAGGACCUUCGGCACUACUACACCUACCAGGGCUCCAUGAGCACCCCUCCCUGCACCGAGAACGUGCUCUGGAUUCUGUUCAAGGACCCCAUCAUUAUCUCCAGAGCCCAGAUAGAGAAGUUGGAGAAUUCCUUGCUGGAUCCUCAAAACCAGACCCUGUACAAUACUUACCGCAUGACCCAGCCUUUAUACAGGAGGACGGUGGAAGCCAACUUCAAUCCGUUGGGCAACGAUGGAGAAUCAGAGAUCCAGAAAUACAGUAAGAAGAUUGAGGGUUUAAUUCAAAAAGUAUUGGACCAGCAGAAAUCUAUUUCAGAGAAGUCGAAAUUUGAAAUCAUGAUCAAAAAGCGCAAGAGACAUGAAUUCGCCUAG